This is a messenger RNA of Marmota flaviventris (yellow-bellied marmot), 2079 nucleotides long. It is a transcript of the gene Acp2, whose product is annotated as acid phosphatase 2, lysosomal. Gene Ontology annotation, cellular component: lysosome. The record is from RefSeq and is a predicted model, not a curated record. Gene Ontology annotation, molecular function: acid phosphatase activity. Gene Ontology annotation, biological process: lysosome organization; dephosphorylation. NCBI's taxonomy places the organism in Eukaryota, Metazoa, Chordata, Mammalia, Rodentia, Sciuridae.
CUAGAGCGAUGAUGGCCGGCAGACUGCACGGCUGGAGCUGGGCGGCUCUUCUCCAGCUCCUUCUUGGCAUGAACCUGAUGGUGAUGCCACUCACCCAGGCCCGGAGUCUGCGCUUCGUUACCUUGCUUUACCGACAUGGAGACCGUUCACCAGUGAAGACAUAUCCCAAGGACCCCUAUCAGGAAGAGGAAUGGCCCCAGGGGUUUGGUCAACUAACCAAGGAAGGGAUGCUACAGCACUGGGAGCUGGGCCAGGCUCUGCGACAGCGCUACCAUGGCUUUCUAAACACCUCUUAUCACCGUCAGGAGGUGUAUGUGCGAAGCACGGACUUUGACCGUACUCUCAUGAGUGCUGAGGCCAACCUGGCUGGACUCUUCCCUCCCAAUGGGAUGCAGCGCUUCAACCCUAACAUAUCAUGGCAGCCUAUCCCUGUUCACACUGUGCCCAUCACUGAGGACAAGCUGCUGAAGUUUCCAUUGGGCCCGUGUCCACGUUAUGAGCAGCUGCAGAAUGAGACUCGGCAGACACCAGAGUAUCAGAAUGAGAGUAUUCGGAAUGCACAAUUUCUGGACAUGGUGGCCAAUGAGACAGGACUUACAGACCUGACUCUGGAGACUGUCUGGAAUGUCUAUGACACACUCUUCUGUGAGCAAACCCAUGGGUUACUCCUGCCACCCUGGGCCUCACCCCAAACCAUGCAGCGUCUGAGCCAGCUAAAGGACUUCAGCUUCCGCUUCCUCUUCGGGAUCCAUGAGCAGGCAGAGAAGGCCCGGCUUCAGGGGGGAGUCUUGCUGGCUCAGAUACGGAAGAACCUGACCCUAAUGGCAACUACCUCCCAACUCCCUAAGCUGCUGGUGUACUCUGCGCACGACACUACCCUUGUUGCUCUGCAAAUGGCACUGGAUGUCUACAAUGGUGAACAAGCCCCCUACGCCUCCUGCCACAUAUUUGAACUCUACCAGGAAGAUAAUGGGAAUUUCUCAGUGGAGAUGUACUUUCGGAAUGAAAGUAAGAAGGCCCCCUGGCCACUGAUCCUGCCUGGCUGCCCUCUACGCUGCCCACUGCAGGACUUCCUUCACCUCACAGAGUCCGUUGUGCCCAAGGACUGGCAGCAGGAAUGCCAGCUGGCAAGCAGUACUGCAGACACAGAGGUGAUCGUGGCCUUGGCUGUCUGUGGCUCCAUACUCUUCCUUCUCAUAGUGCUGCUCCUCACCGUCCUCUUCCGGAUGCAGGCCCAGCCUCCUGGCUACCGCCACAUUGCAGAUGGGGAGGACCAUGCCUGACAACCACUCAGCCCCCUUCCCUCUGCCUCCUAGGGGAGGUGGGCUGGGCCCUGUUCCUGACUGUUACUGCUCCUCAGCCUAUGGAUAGGAGACCCUGGGUUGGGCCUCCUUAAUUAUACCAGCCCAGACGAGCAAGUGGGGCUCGGCUUGGCCCACGGUACCUAUUCACUCGGCAUUCACAUGCCUGAUGUUCACCAAGUACUGUGUUGGACAUUGGCUUUCUCCAAACAGGAUUUGCCUCUUCCAUAUUCCCCAAGGACCUGAGAUGUAGACAAGCAUUCGGGUUUCACUCAGGACCUGGGAUAAAAAAAACUGAAGGAGUCGGUGCUUGAUCCGCCUUGCUCUUCCACCAAGCCCUGCUCUUUAUCUUCCAGCCUGGAGUCUUUGGCAAAUGGGUCACUGGACAUCAUCUUGCCUCUCAGUGCUUAUUUAGAGGGAAAAAUUGCACAACUCUGGGGGUACACAACAUUUGCUACCAAGGACCUGGAUCCCCCAACAACCAGCCAACCAAGUUUUCCUUUGUCCAGCUGAAGCUACCAUUAGUCUCAAUGGUUCAGGCACUUCUGUCACCCCUUGAUGACUUGAGCAGGUCUGGAAGGGGGUUUGUAUUAUACUGGGGAGGGAGUUGGGGGAGGUGGGAGGGAGCAAAUCAUAUAGAAUCAUGAAAAAUUCCCUCAGCUGGAUUGGGCUCUCCAGGGACCUGAGGUAAAUGUAGGUGGUGAAUUGGAUAGCUCGACUAGCACAGAAUAAGGCUGAGGUAGCUCCCGGAGAAUGAAGUUUUGGAUUGUGAAUGCUG